Messenger RNA from Penicillium olsonii, 879 nucleotides. The record is from the annotation of a GenBank genome assembly. Lineage: Eukaryota; Fungi; Ascomycota; Eurotiomycetes; Eurotiales; Aspergillaceae.
AUGUCCGCCAAGCGCACGGGCCACCCCGAGAAGCGGGUAACUUUCCAGCUGUCGUCGUCAUCUCCGCAAACUUCUACCGCAAGUCGCGCACUUAACAAUCACUCGGCCAAUCGACGCCGAUUUACUGCCAAUAAUCGCUUGCCAUCCACCACUCCCAAUACUUCCCCCAAGCCUCAGACGGCUCAUGCUCUGCGCUUACCUCGCUGGCCGUUCAAUGAGCAAGACACUCGCCUAAUAUCCGCUGGAUACCAACCCCAGUGGACACCCAACCCACCCCAACCUGAGCCACAGAAUAAAGGCCAAAACAGAUCAGCCAUGGCGGAACCACGCGCCCGAAUGGCCCGUCACAAGGGGCAGAUGAACUUUCAAAACGAGCUUCGUCUUCUGCUUCUCGCCUACGGAGACCCAAGCCCUCACCCUUCCUUCCCCAACGAGCCACUCCCAGAAACAGUCCGUGUCCUCGACGAAAUUGUCACAGACUUCGUAUUAGAAGUGUGCCACGGCGCCGCGCAGGUCGCGCAUCACGCUCGCCGGCAGAAGAUCAAGGUCGAAGACUUCCGCUUUGCACUGCGCCGCGAUCCAAACAAACUCGGACGUGUUCAGGAGCUGCUUCGCAUGGAGCGUGAACUGAAAGAAGCUCGUAAGGCUUUCGACCAGAACGACGACCAGGUCGCGAAAGAGGCGGGCAAGAAGGGUGCUGCUGCUGCGGCAGCGGCGGUGGCAGCUGGUGAGGAUCCCGAGGCAGCAGAGGCGGCCGCCGCCGCCAGUGUUACCGGAAAGAAGGGAAAGAACAAGGGCAAAGGAAAGAGGGAUGCAACUCGUCGAGGGUCGGAUGCCACUGAGGAGUCUGCCGUGAAGAAGCGCAAGACCAUCGGCUGA